Molecule: messenger RNA, 1384 nt
Organism: Paramecium sonneborni
Lineage: Eukaryota; Ciliophora; Oligohymenophorea; Peniculida; Parameciidae
Source: the annotation of a GenBank genome assembly
AUGAUAUCAAAGUAACAAAAUUUAAAAAGCAGAAAAUUAUAGUUAUUUGAUUUCGAGGUAAAAGAAAUUAUUGAAUCAUCAACAAAAAGAUAUUAAAUGGGAUUCUCAUAUGAACUCAUUCCAAGAGCUGAAGAUUAUUUUAAGCCUUAUUUAGAAUAAAAGGAUGAUGAUUUAUAUUCCUUUCAAUUAAAGAGAGAUCCGAAUAUUCAAAAUUAAGGCUAAAUUAAUAAGUAAAUGAAAUAAUUUAUUCCCUUGGAGUAUGUUGAUGGUAAAUUCCUCAAUGAAUUAGAGAAAAUUUCUUCUGAGACAUUUAUAGAGAUUUUCUUUCAAUUAACAAAAGCAUUAUUUGAAUUACAUAAAAAAAAUAUUUUAGCUCGAUGCAUAUCAUCGAAAAAUAUUUUCCUUAAUCAGUUUUAAAUAAAGAUUUAUUUACUUGAGUUUGGCUUCUAUCCUGAAUAUUAAUUUGAGAAUUAAUAUAAACCAGAAUACGAUGUAAUAUUAUUAAUUAGGAUUAUGAAUGAAUUAAAUUAAAUACCAAAGAGUAAUGAAACUAAAAAAAUUGGUUAGCUAAUGACAAAAAUAAAAGCACUAGAAGGCUCAUUAUCUAAUUUAGAUACAAUUUAAAUUUAUCAUAGAUUAUAUGAAUUGGUUGAAGGUGGACCUACAUUAAAAGAAAUUAAAGAAUUAUACACAAACGAGUGGGUAAAUAUAAUGAAUCUAAAAAUACACUUAACAGAUUUCUAGAGUUUAAUAAAAGUUAAUAUGAUUGAUUCAGAUAAAGAAGAGGAAUAGAUAGAGUAAGAAGAAGAGAUAGAGGAAUUAGAACCACCCUAGUAUUAUAUUUAAUCUAAAAAGUUCUAUGAAUCGUUUUGAGUUUGUAAAGAAGGCUUUGGAGAUUUUUGAAAACAAUUUUUCCUAAGAAAUAUCUCAAAUUGGAUUAAUGUUGACUCUUUUAAAUUAUUUGAUAGAACAAAUGUAAAUUAAGAAUCAAUAGGGGCUAGUAGAUGAGAUUUGUUAAAGAUAAAUAUAAAUAUUAGAUAAAAUGAAAAUAGAGAUGGCUGAUGAACAAUUAUAACCUUUUAUUGAACCUUAAACAUUAAAAAUCAUAAGCCUAAAGGAUUUCUUAAAAUUAUAUCGAAUAAAAACAUAUGAAACAUAUAAGAGAUUGUUUAGGAAUAAACAAAAUUUUGAAAAUUAAUAAAAAUAAGACUAAUUAAAGUUUUUGAAAAUAUAAUUUAUGAUGGUGGCAACACUUAAGAUUAAUUCAUCAGAUUUUAAUGAAGAGGAGUUCUCAAACUUAUUUAAUACUAAAGUAAAAAAGGAUAUUUAAAAUAAGAUUGAUGAAAUAUUAAACUCGUUUUACAGGAAUAAAGUAAAAGCUUGA